AAAGACGACGGAGCUGCUUCCGGCGUUAGUAACAGUCAGCGCAUGUUUUUGCAUGUUUUUCUUUUUACUGUAGUUGGAUGUAGAUAACUCAACGAAUCACCCCGCAACACGCAGUGAGACAGAGAGAGGUUGAGCCAUGAAUCCUGCUUUUCGAAAGAUGCAGGUUUCUGUCACACAACAGGCAUUUGUGUUAAAUCAAGCGCUGACAUUAUGCCGCGCCACACCAUCCAUCCGGCCUCCUGUUUGGGCUUCUGUAAAUGAAAGACAAUACAGAUCCAUGCCAACUCACGGGAUUGGAAGGUGGAGACACCUUUUACCUAAAGAAGCGCCAAAGAAAAAGAAAGACAAACACCAGAUGAAACAAAUCACGGCAGCGACGGAUACAGCGUACGGGACUCUGAAUGUGAAAGUGUCGGGUUAUGACAUGACAGUGGUGGAGCAUUACUCCCAGUACAUCCACAACCUCUGCAACCGGCUCGGCAUCAAAGUGGCGGAAAGCUAUGCUUUGCCAACCAAGAGCACAGAGGUCAUGCUGAUGCAAGAGCAAGGCACCAAGAUGUACGUUGAUGCCAUCCUGAAGACUCAUGAGCGAGUUGUCCAGUUGAGCAGUCUGAAUGCUGCACUGUGUCCUGUUUUCAUGGACGUUCUUUUAAAGAAUCAACCAGAGGGAGUUCAGCUCUCUGUGAACGAGCACACCGAGGCUGAUUUUCAAGCACGGUUCAAGGGCCGUCCAGAGCUGGAGGGGCUCAUCGCUCAGAUAAGCCAAUAGGACCUCAGACGUUACGCCUCAUUAGCAAGGAAUCCCUGUUUGAUGGUGUUUAUUUAUUCCUCAGUUGAGUGCUGUUAAAGGUGAUCAUUUGCAUUGAAAUAACUGUACACAUUCAUGACGUUUUUUGCCUCUUUUUUUCCAGUUUAAGACAUGUCAUAUUUAAAGCUUCAGUUCUGAUCCUUGAUUGUAAAUGUUAUGCACAAAAGUUAUAAAUACAUGCUUGUAUAUGAAAACUA
Micropterus salmoides (largemouth bass) is the source of this 1005-nucleotide messenger RNA. RefSeq names its product mitochondrial ribosomal protein L48 (gene mrpl48). NCBI's taxonomy places the organism in Eukaryota, Metazoa, Chordata, Actinopteri, Centrarchiformes, Centrarchidae. The transcript is spliced from 8 exons. The record is from RefSeq and is a predicted model, not a curated record. Gene Ontology annotation, cellular component: mitochondrial ribosome. The coding region runs from base 137 to 769 and encodes 210 amino acids.